This is a messenger RNA of Grosmannia clavigera kw1407, 906 nucleotides long. RefSeq lists its product as uncharacterized. Bases 1 to 906 code for a protein of 301 amino acids. The record is from RefSeq and is a predicted model, not a curated record. The transcript has 2 exons. NCBI's taxonomy places the organism in Eukaryota, Fungi, Ascomycota, Sordariomycetes, Ophiostomatales, Ophiostomataceae.
AUGGAUAAAAGACUGUCUCCGGCCAGAGCGAAGAAAGUAAUCGACUUGCUCGGGGCUCGCCUUCGCAAGGAGAUUCGCAGCAUAUACGGAAAGGUUGAUGAUACGAUGGCCCAGUACAUGAUCAACGAGCUCCACAGCCAGAUGAUAGUUACAGUGCCCCACAACCGACUGUACAUGCCAUGGACGGCGAGCGACGAAGGAUUUUUGGCGAUGUAUAAAAGUGUCGGGAGACCGGCCAAAGAGAAGGGCGACAAGACCCGGAAUGCGGACGAUGCGGACAAUGUGGACAAUGUGGAAAUCAAGCGGGAAGACGCUCCGGGUGAAAUGGGCGAAACUAUCGCCUUUGCUGCUAAUAUGAGAAAGCGAAAGCAGUUGGCAACUCCAAUGAUGGAGCUAGAGGCACCGCGAAAGAGAAGACGGCCAAGAAGGAGUCUGGAGUCUGGACUGUUGGACCAGCCGGAAUGGAUAGCAGAACUGGCAGUGGAGCAAUUUCAGCACCGACUCAGUCAGACGGACACAGAUGUGACUAUCACAGAAAUUCCUCAGCACGGAGCUCGGCCUAUCGAGCAGGAAGGCGUCUUGGACUCUAUCCGAAUUUGGCGGUCGGUGGCCGAAAUUUCCGAGUGCUUCGGCCAGGGCGCCCUGCUCUUUCUCAAUGUCUUACCGGAAAGGACGGCAACUCGACUGUACUCGUCGGGUCAUCGAGUAUCCUGCGACAGGCGCCGGUUACCACCAUUACUCGCCGCGGCGCGCGAACAGUAUCCAGGCAUCCAGCACAUCUGUGACCUGGCUCGGAAGAAUGUGGUGGAGCCGGUCCUCCAGCAGCACAGUCUUCCUGUAACGCCGGCACCAGAGUUGGGCCUUUUGCCGCUCGAAGAGGCGCUGCGGCGAAUUGGGCAGUCAUGA